Messenger RNA from Letharia columbiana, 1554 nucleotides. RefSeq lists its product as uncharacterized. The record is from RefSeq and is a predicted model, not a curated record. NCBI's taxonomy places the organism in Eukaryota, Fungi, Ascomycota, Lecanoromycetes, Lecanorales, Parmeliaceae. The transcript has a single exon. Gene Ontology annotation, cellular component: membrane. Bases 1 to 1554 code for a protein of 517 amino acids.
AUGUCAGUCUUUGGACUUGAACGAAGCCAAACCGACGGUGCCCAAGCCUAUGACCAUGCCAUAGACCUCGUGGAUACCACCAAGCCUAAGGAAAGCUUCGAGGAGGAAGGGUCAUCUUUAUCCUCUCCGAUACCCAGGUCAGACAGCGGAACUCUUCUGAGCCGACAAUGGACCAAAGGCGGACUUCAGAAGCAGUUAGCUCAGCGGAAAUACGCAAAAUAUCAGGAAGGCAAGGAAGACAACCCUGAAUCAUUACCUGAAUCUGGUGACGAGAGUGGUAAUACUGAGGCAAGGACGUCUCAAGAGGGCGAGCCUAGGAAAGACAGUGUGCGUACCGGUCGACUACGAGACAGGAUACCUUUCAGAAAGAAGGCAAAAGCGAAGUCUCGAGAGAAAGUCGACACUUUCAUUGACGUUCUCUAUGAGAACCAACGUGGCUCAUUUUUCUGUGGCAUUCCCCUCUACUCGUCGAACUCGCUCCUCAACUUCGACCCUUCCCCUUGGCAAACGGCCAGUUUCAAAGACAGUGCGGUCAAUAUUACCAACUUUCAGCUACCGGACCCUAGCUGGGCUUGGGAUUGGAAAAAAUGGUAUGUAGACAUGUCGCAUGAUGUCGACGAAGAGGGCUGGGAAUACUCGUUCAGCUUCAACAGCGUCUACUCGUGGCACGGCACGCAUCCCUUCCUCUACUCCUUUGUACGGCGGAGAAGGUGGCUGAGGAGGAGGGUCAGGAUACACCCACACAAGGCAGAUGGAAAGAAGGGUAGUAUAAAAAAUGCACAUCUGUUGAAUGAGGAUUAUUUUACGAUUCAUGCCGCCAAAAGGAGCAGAAGUCGUGAGUCCAGCGCGGACAGGUCCACCAACAACCAAUCAAGCUUUAUGCCUGAGGUCAAGGCUGAGGAUGAAGCGGAAGAAGAUCUUGGUGAGGUUAGCGACAUAUCAGCUCUUAUGGCAGCCCUCAGAAGAUCCAGAGUGGACAGAGAAAAGAUUGCUGCGGUGAGAGUAUUCUUAGAGCAAGGCGGCGAUGAGCUCUUCUAUCUCGCAGAGAAGAUGCCGGAGAUAUUGGCCAUUUUUGUCCAUCAGACGUCAUGCCGUCAACUCCAAUCCUACCUCCUUCAGGUUCUUGAUGAAGCUAUCAAUACGGAAAGCACGGGGAAAGACAAAGAGAACGGCAAAGAGGACUCGGAUACUGACACUGCAGCCAAAAAGCUCAAGAUUGAUAAUGUCCUCAAAGCGAUCAAUGCAGCUGGAGUCCACAUCAAUGAUCUGCACUAUUGGAGUGAUCUCAGAGACCGAGCGACCAGCAGCGAGGCUGGUCCAACAGAGCAGACUCAUGCCUUGGACGCUAGUGAACCGGCUGAAGUAGCUGGAGAUCAGCCUCAUGCACAUAGUGAUGAUGAUGAGACUAACGUCCGAGAGGAGAUCAAGGGCAUUCCGAAGGAUGCUCAUGUCUCCAAGGAGCCUCGAAUCCAAUUUAACACUCGACGCAAUGAUCCUAGUGAUGCAGAGGGCAGCGGUACAGGCCCGCUGGAUAAAGGAAAAGGCAAAUUAUAG